GAAACCGGUUUGGUUUUUAGAAAGCAACCUCCCAGUGAAUUAAAUUAUGAGAAAACAAGUUUGUACUUCUUUAGUUCAGUCAAAUUAUUGAUGACAGUAAGACUGAAUGAUUUUUGAUCGCAAAUCAUGGCUGAAAAGACAGAGAAAAUAGUGUGCAGUAUUUGUUUAAACGACUUCAGGAACCCUAAAUUAAUCGACUGUCAUCAUACAUUCUGUUUCACCUGUCUUGAAGACUAUAUCAAGAAAGUAUCUGUUAAUAACCGGUUUUCAUGUCCAUUAUGCCGCCAUGAUGUUACCAUUCCUACAGGUGGGGUUUCUGACUUUACUUCUAAUUUUUACAUCCGAACUACCGAAGAUAGUGUGGGCCCAGUUUCUAAGGAUAUGUGUUCAAUACAUCCAAGAAUAGAAAUCAAAUGUUUUUGCAAAGAGUGCUCAGUAGCUGUUUGCUCUGAUUGUUUUGUGAGCAGUCAUAACGGACACCCCUUCUCGGAUUUAAGGGAUGAUCAAGUUCAACAGGGUUUUAUCGACAGAAUGAUAAAACUCAAUCUCCAUGUUCAAAACCGAAUUAAAGAGUUUGAAUUAUAUGCAGAUUCUUUGAAGUCAUUAUUAGCAAAAGUCGACACUUCUGCUGAAAGUGCUUGUAAUGCCGUCGACGAACAAGUUGCUAAAAUCUGCUCAGAAGCAAAGGAAAUAGGAGAAGACACCAAAUUACAGAUUCAAACGUCAAAAGAUGAAGAAAGAAGAAAAUUAACAAAACCCCUAGAAGAGAUGAAAACAUUAAUAGAAAAAAUGAAAGUCAAUCAUAGAAAUUCUGUGGAUGUUAUAAAAGAUAAAUCAAUUGUUCAUGUGGUAAAAAGAAUACAACACGUUACCAAAGAAAAUGACGAAAGUGGUUUGAAAAAGAUGGAUAUACCCAAUGUAAACUGCACAUGGUUUGAAAAAGCAGUGAUUGAUACUGGUAAAACAAUGUUGAUGAAACAACUGGGAACGUUGAUAUAUCAGGAGCAAUCCAUGUUAACCGAUGUUUUCAAAUUUGAUGAAGUUAGUGAAGGAAAGUUGUGUUCUGGUAGUGACCAUAUUAUUAAAGGACAGUCUUGGUUAACAUGUGUUAAGAAGAAAGUGGAAGAAGGUAGUUCAAGUUUGGGAGUGUAUCUUCUCUGGAGAAAGAAAAACAACACAAAUUGUUCUGCAGAAUUUAAGGCCACGUUGAUGAAUUCAACUACUAGUGAAGCAAUAACACAUUCUCUAAACAACACUUACACCUCCGACGGAAUGCCAGGCUGGGGUUGGGCAUCUUUUCUUGACUGGGACACGUUUUUGGAUAAACAAAAUGGUUUCUUGGACGAAAAUAAUAACUUCACAAUAAAAGCAAUUGUCAAAGUAACGAAAGUAGAAGAAUUUUGAACAUUGACAGAAAUUAAUAGAACAAUUUUACCCUAGACUCAGAGUUGUACAAACUCCAAGACUACUUUCAGUUUACGUACAGGAUAGAUUUGAGAUUAGAAGAAUUUUGAACAUCGAGAGAAAUUAAUAGAACAAUUUUACCCUAGACUCAGAGUUGUACAAACUUUCUACUUUCAGUUUACGUACAGGAUAGAUUUGAGAUUAGAAGAAUUUUGAACAUCGAGAGAAAUUAAUAGAACAAUUUUACCCUAGACCCAUGAAUUGUACAAACUCCAAGACUACUUUCAGUUUAUGUACAGGAUAGAUUUGAGAUAGUUAAUAUUGUUGUGAUUUGGUCAGCAUGGCCCUUGUGAUUUUAGUUUUAUAGUUCUGUCUGUGUGCUAUAUAAAUAUAAAACAGAUAAGCAGUCAUAAAUAGGGGAGCUCAGUUGAAUAUAUCUACAGGUCCAGAAAGACAUUGAUUGUUAAUUAUUUUGAAAUGUAAAAUAGACAAAAAUGGGCCUUCAAUCACAUAUUAAUGUACUUAAUGCAAUAUGAAUGUAUAUAAAGUGAUUUAUAUUCAAUUUUUAAAAAGAAAUAUUGUAUAUUAUAAUUUCUAAUCAAGUAUGUUCGGUGAAAUCCAAAUUGAAUGACUGGCGUUUACGCCCACUUAUAUGGGUCUCUAUUAAUCUAUAGAGGCAUUUAAUAGCUGGAUGGUGUAACACUAUCUUAGUGAUAAGGGUAGAUCAGUUUCGUACAAAUAGGGUUUAUUUUAAUUACAUCGGAACAGAACGUUAAACAGAUACAUAAAUACAACAGGGACUAAACUAAAACAGGAAUAUAAACGAUAAAAUUAACAUGGUACGUUAAGAUAACCACCCCGCCCUUCUGUCACGGCAGUGGCUGAACUCGGGUGAGAGUCCAUACGCCGGGCUCCGCUCUCCUCUGCUGCUCUCCGCUCGUCUUCUGUCCCCCUUCUUUCCCUGUCAUUUAACUAAAUUUUUUUAUAUAUUUAUAUAGCACAACAAUUAAAGAAAAUGUAUAAGUUAUCGUAUAUGGAAUUGUCUAUGAUCACGUCAUUGUAUAAGAUGAUCAUAUAUGGAAUUGUCUAUGAUCACGUCAUGGUAUGAUUAACUGACCGAUGCGUAUUUCCUUUGAAGUCAUGCGGAGCUUGUACACAGAUCAUAUGUAGCUUGUAAAUGACACAUGCAGGGGCAGAUCCAGGUUUUUUCGCAGGACGGGGUUUGCCAGGUUCCUGAGACAAUGUAUCCCCCCCCCCCCUCCGCCUUGAAAUGUUUUGAGAAAUACAUGGUCGCUAUCGCCAUUUUGGCGUAUAUACAUACACACUGAGUUUUUGACAUCAAUUUUGACAUUCCGUUUGACAUCAAUUUUGUAUACGGGCGACUAUACCGUAUACCAUGGAAAAACGACUUUGGUUGAUGCAGCACAAAAUGCACAGUGUAUACUUUCUUUUGGGCAUUAGUAUAGAUUCUAAUCGGUUUUAUUUUUAAAUCAGACAUUUCUAA
This is a messenger RNA of Patella vulgata (common limpet), 2908 nucleotides long. Its product is annotated as tripartite motif-containing protein 59. The transcript has a single exon. Gene Ontology annotation, molecular function: protein binding; zinc ion binding. The record is from RefSeq and is a predicted model, not a curated record. The coding region runs from base 127 to 1404 and encodes 425 amino acids. NCBI's taxonomy places the organism in Eukaryota, Metazoa, Mollusca, Gastropoda, Patellidae.